AUGGGACAAAAUGCUUCUGUACAGCAAGACCAUGCUGAAAUAGGUCAUGAGAAAAGGCAAUUCACCUCCAAUUCUGAACUAAUGGAGUUUUUCGACAAGAGAGCAGUACAUAUGUUUACUGCCACGGAACUGGCAGCUUUUAAGAGUAAACUUGAAGGCAAGACAUUAAAAGACCCAGUCCGUUCAGAGGAAUUGACCCGGUGGUUACGAAUUCCAUGCGAAAAUGUGCUUCUGUGUGAAGCUGUUUAUGAGUUUGUGCGAGUUUUGAGUAAUUUCCCACUGAUGAAGGAUAGCUUUGACGAUGUAACAGGUGUCGGUUUACUUAAGUCCGUCUUACUGACCAAUCCUUCUAAAUGUCACAAAUACGUUGGUGUCAAGAACUAUGAUCACAUGAAAUUACUAUUUAUUGCCCUGAGUAUGAGGAAAUCCGUCAAGGAAGAACCUUCAUGCAGUUCAUCCACCUCACUAGAAGACGGCGGCGGCUCCAUCAACCUCCUGCGGACAUACAAUAACAUAGUAGUCGAUGAUCUGGCCAUACCAGCGACAUCUCUCGUGCAACUAUUGGCAUGGUUAUUGAUUUUGACUUCCUAUUGUCCUACAAGCAAUUGUCAGUUCCCCGAGGACGUAGUCUAUGCAGAGUGGGGAUCAUUCAAAUUGGCAGCUACAAAUUUACUGAGGACAAUGAAUAACAAUAUUGUGACAAACUUGGAGUCUUACAGUGUGAAGUUUGAGCAGUUUUCAAAGGCUAUUUCAACAGUGAUGCCCAACAUUUUUAGAGCAUUACAAAAUGUGAUGGAACAUCUACUUUAUCAGGAUUCUGAUCUCGUAUCUUUCCCUUCGAAUUCCGCAGGCCCAAUUUUGACUUCAAAACCAACGACGCAGGCCGUCUUGGCACAACUAAUUACUGCGCUAUCCAAUGAAAUGACAUUCGCAAAGUUUCAAAAUUUAUACGUGGGAAGAGAGAGUGGCUUUUCGAUGAGAUCGUUACAGGCCAAGGUCUUUAAAUGGAUGGCUCCUACUGUAAUGUUGCUCAGUGGGAAGUGCGUUCUCGAUGAUGAAGACUUCAGUAAAAAGAAUUCAAGAUACAGAGAUUUCCUUUCAAAGUAUCCCAAGCUGAAGGAUAGAGAUCAGCAUUUGAGUGAUCUCCAGAAAAAUAAAACCAAAGUCGUCUUUGCAGUUUACAUACCAGAACCAUGGAAGACAACCAACAAGGACUACUUUGGUGGUUCGGGGACAACCAUCGUUCAACUUUCACCGACACAGGAUGUUUUCAAAGCCGCUAGUAAUGAAGUGAUGUACUUCAACACCUUAGGUGGCGGAAUUGGGAUAGGUAAUAACCAACCACAUAUCAAAAAUGGCGUCAAGUCCUACUCACCAGGAAAUGUUUCCCUUACAAUUGAUAGCACGCUAGAAUUUGCGGCUUUCAGACACGUCGGCUAUGGUGGGACUUUUAAUCCGGGCCUACUGCUAACUCAAUUCAAUCGCGAGGAUGACCCUUUUGAAAUCAAAUUUUUAAUUCAGGAUGUUGAAGUGUGGGGUUGUGGCGGCAAAGAAGAAUUAGAAGAGCAGUACAAGAAGUGGCAGUGGGAAGAAGCCGAGGCUAAAAGGCGCCAAAAUAUUAAUUUAAGAAGCUUUGGUGAAGACAGAGCUUUGCUAGAGAUGGCGGGUCUUGUUGGUCAUUCUCAGAAUGGUGGUUCUAUGUAA
Molecule: messenger RNA, 1704 nt
Organism: Torulaspora delbrueckii
Lineage: Eukaryota; Fungi; Ascomycota; Saccharomycetes; Saccharomycetales; Saccharomycetaceae
Gene: RTC5
Product: Rtc5p
Exons: 1
Coding region: 1-1704 (567 amino acids)
Source: RefSeq, a predicted model, not a curated record